AUGUCGCUAUCAGCAGCUAUCGACCAGGAGGCCAAGGAGCUGCGGAGGGACUUUGAGCAGAACAACACGCGCAAGAAGUCGUCCUUGCCCCCUCUCCCUGCUCCAGCCCCCACCACGCCCAUCACGCCUACGAGCCCCGUCUUGCCUUAUAGGAGUAUGGCUCCCACACCCGCCACGCGCCACAAGCCGGCAUUCCCUGGUGAUCUCGGUCCCGGUGACCCACGACGCAGCUCCAGACUGCCAGGCGACCUUGGUCCAGGAGAUCCCAGACGCAGCAGCAACAGACCCCCCAAUUCAGACGGCACUCGCUCAGCAGCACGCAGUCUGAGUCCCACUCGCAGCAGCAUCAUCAAUCUACACCCAAACGACAAGUCCCCCUCGCAGCGCAGACUAUCAGACGCCGGCUCCAUUCGUCCCCAGCUCGGGAACGGAGGCGUGCGCUUGCAAAAGGACUACGACAAUGAGUCGGCCAGCAGCGACGAAGAAAGCAGCGAUGAACAAGACACCGACCACGAGUCCUCGCGAGGCAGAGGCCGUGCUAGAGUGGGCAAUGCUGUUGGUGCCGCGCAAGAUAGCGACGAUGAUGAACCCUCACCUCCUCUGAAUGCUGAUCCCACCAUCACCGUUACUCCGCCCUCGACAGACCAACCCUCCUCAUCCUCGUCCUACUCCUCCAGAAAGCCCGACGUCCACCCCAGCACCGCCUUCGACUUUGCUGCAUCGUCAACCUCGACCCCUGUACAUUCAGACGACGAAGAACAUCUUUCAGAUCUGCGCCGUGCCCAACGCCUCUCGCUCAACAUCUCUCCCAUCCACAGCACUCCCUCUGCACAUCGUGUCAUCCGCCAGAUCAUCCGUGGCGACUACCUCUACUUUCAGCGCCAGGCUGAAGAAGGCCGUAGGAGGCAAAGAGUUUACCUUGUUGCUACCGAUCUAUCUUCCGAAGCCGAGUAUGCUCUCGAGUGGACUAUCGGUACUGUUUUGCGUGACGGCGAUACUCUGUUGGCGGUAUAUGCAGUCGACGAGGAAGCCGGCACCGGCGGUGUUUCCGAGGGUGUUGAGAUUGGACACGGUGCCGACGUCGUCAAGGACACAGCUACUAUCGUGCGCUCCAUGACUGCAGAGAGUAUGACUCCUGCAACCCUGCCGCGAGAUAGCAGCACCGCAAGAAUGGCGUUCACCGAGAGAAAGGACAUGUCCAAGGCCGAGCAGGACCGUUUCCGCGCCGCUGAGGAUAUCAGUCAGCGUUGUGUUAAGUUGCUUCGCAAGACUAGGCUUCAGGUUCGUGUUGUGGUAGAGGUCUUUCACUGCAAGAGUCCUAGACAUAUGAUCACCGAGGUGGUGAGUACAAACUGGUGUAUAGUCUCCUCACACCAUGCUGACUUUAGCACANNGAUCGACUUCCUGUCUCCCACUCUUACUAUCCUCGGAUCAAGAGGCCGCUCCCAAUUGAAAGGUGUCCUGCUCGGUUCCUUCAGCAACUACCUGGUGACCAAGUCCAGCGUGCCAGUCAUGGUGGCCAGAAAACGGUUCGUCGACCAAAACGCAAAAACACAUUUCCAGGACAACCAAACUGAUUCUCUUGCCAGACUUAGGAAACACUCCAAGCAACGCCUACACAAGGAUGGACUCCCAGUCUCCCAAGCCGGUGACGGAAGAAUGCGCUAUAUCAGAAUGUCUAAUGUCCUGGAAGCACCCGGUACAAAGCCUAGAGCUAGAGGCCUGGCUGGAGCCAAGAUUGAUUGA
Aureobasidium uvarum is the source of this 1746-nucleotide messenger RNA. Lineage: Eukaryota; Fungi; Ascomycota; Dothideomycetes; Dothideales; Saccotheciaceae. The record is from the annotation of a GenBank genome assembly.